UGUUGAUAGUCGAUCGGCAAUCAGUAUUUCUGUUGUAGUUUUCUAUAAAAACUUAUUUGUUUUUACAUUAUCUAUUAAUAGCUUUUGUUAAGAUUUAACAACAAAAAUAGCGUGUUUAGUUUAAUUUCCUGAUGUAUAUUGUGGUGUAAACAUAAUGAAAGUUAACUAACCUCAUAAGCAAGUUUUGAUUACAAACAAAAUCUAAGAAAACAGUUACCAUGGGUGUGACAGUAUUACAACAGUACCCGGUUCCGGAGAACAAGACUGGUACAUACGUAAUAGAGCUGCUCACUAAACGUAUACUGGCAUUAGGAGCGUCACAACAAGGCCAGUUCCUUGUUGACUGCGAGAGUUAUCUGUCACAUCCACAAAUGGGCACAACAAAGACAGUACACAUAUUUCACAAUUCAGAGCAACCAGCAUCCGUAUUCUCAAUAUUGGACACCGGUUCCAAAAACAUCCAUGUGAUAGCGGACGGCUUGUUCGAUCUGCUAAUGAUGAAGCUUUCUCAGCACUAUACAUCAAAAAAACAAACUAAAAUUGAGAGCAAAGGACCGAGGUUUGAACUCGGUGAUUUCUGCAUAAAGCUCGGUUCUGUCACUAUGAAUCAGAGUUUUAAAGGAAUACUUGUUGAGGUGGAGUACCGUCCAUGUGUUACACCUAACGCCGUUUGGGGUUUGUUGCGUGAGUUCCUGCAAGGGUUCCUAGGUCCCUCUGUGUUGGUACAAGCACCACAGCAUUUAGUCACCAGAAUGAACGAAAUCUACACUCCCAUAGACACCAUAUAUCAGUACUUAGAACAUUUCAGUGCCUACAGAAAGAUCACCGGAAUGAGAUCUGCGUAGCAAUCUGCUUAAGGUUAAAUUGUCUAAGUUUUAAGGUUUAAAUAAAUUGUAAGUUUAU
Messenger RNA from Spodoptera littoralis (African cotton leafworm), 903 nucleotides. Lineage: Eukaryota; Metazoa; Arthropoda; Insecta; Lepidoptera; Noctuidae. The record is from the annotation of a GenBank genome assembly.